AUGCUGGACGAAGAUGGAUACAUCACCUUAAAUAUUAAAAAUCGAAAGCCACCUCUCACCUCAGUUGACCCUGCUUCCUCACCUCUGUGGCGUGUGACGGCUUUGAUUCUGCUGGUCUUGUGCAUGGGGUUAGUUGUUGGGCUGGUGGCUCUGGGGAUGAUGUCUGUCAGAGAGCUAAACCACCAACAAGUGGAGAAUAAAAAUGUCUCAGGAACUCUGCACCAAGUAGCAAAGAAGUUCUGUCAAUAUUUAAUAAAACAGUUGGAACAAAAGAACAGUGUCAGCCAUAAAUGCAGCCCAUGUGACAGAAACUGGAGAUAUUAUGGAGAUAGCUGCUAUGGAUUCUUCAGGCACAACUUGACAUGGGAAGAGAGUAAGCAGUUCUGUAUUAACAUGAAUGCUACUUUGCUGAAGAUUGCCAGUCAGAACGUUCUGGAGUACAUGAAGUCCAGGACUGGAUUAAUUCGUUGGGUUGGAUUGUCCCGCAAGAGCUCUAAUGAGGUCUGGAUGUGGGAAGAUGGCUCUGUGCCCUCCAAAAAUGUGUUUGAGCUUUCUGGAAAUGAAAGAGAAAAUAUGAAUUGUGCUUAUUUUCAUGAUGGGAAAAUUUACCCUACCUUCUGUAAGAACAAGCAUUAUCUGAUGUGUGAGAGGAACGCAAGCAUGGUGAAUGUGGACACAUUACUCUAA
Messenger RNA from Neogale vison (American mink), 687 nucleotides. RefSeq names its product C-type lectin domain family 1 member B (gene CLEC1B). Lineage: Eukaryota; Metazoa; Chordata; Mammalia; Carnivora; Mustelidae. Bases 1 to 687 code for a protein of 228 amino acids. The record is from RefSeq and is a predicted model, not a curated record. The transcript is spliced from 6 exons.